AAAUCCACAAUAUGAACCCGCUGUCAUGAGCAUCCACCACCAUGGCGUCCACCUCUUGAAGAUCUGCAUCAUCCUGCUGCCCAAUAACGACACUUGACAAGCUUAUCAGAUAACGACGGGACCCAUACCCACCACCAAAGUUUCGAGUCCCCGCCGCUUACACCGAGGAGCGCUUGGAAGCGGUUCAGCGACGACAGCAUACCAGAACACACCCCACCACCCACGGCAUGACUAUGGCCGCGAACGGAUAUGCGCUGGCACAAGCAGACCAGUAUACUGCGCGAUCUCAGUCGCCAAAGACGCAAGCCGCUGCUGGCCUUGCGCCGGGACAUCAGCGCACAUAUCAGGCGUGCAUACCAUGCAGACAACGCAAAGUCCGCUGCGACUUGGGCUCCGUCGACAACCCUCACGAUCCACCAUGCACACGCUGUCGUCGCGAGGCAAAGGAGUGCUACUUCUCCGCCACACGACGCAAGAAAAAGAAUGCAGGCGACGAGAAUACUGGUUCGGAGGCAGGCGACGAUAAUGUAACAUACGAGAUCCGCAGCAACAGAAAGCGACCGAGGACAUCCGCGCCGCCUGAGGUGGCUGUCGAAGAGGACGACUACGACUACGACGAUCCACCACGGACACCAGGCGGUUCCAUCGGACGGACACAGCCUUUGCGCAGACCACCAGCGCCGAAGCCAAUUCAGUAUGGCGAAGAAGAUGAGAAGCAAAGCGAACAUACUACAGCACUGUUGCAGCAAGCCGAGGUGCAUGGAGGUCACGAUGCACUGAAGCUCUUGUACUCUGCAGCGGUGCACGGAAGAGCGGACAGCAGCACGAGCAGCGGUGUCGCGCGGCCCGCCUUCACUGGUUUCACUGCAUCCUCUCUGCCGUCUGCAACUAGUCCGAUCAUGGAAAAGGCCGGUAAUGUAAGCUAUACCAAUGGCCCGCUGGCCAUGUUCCAGCACGAUGGGACGUGGAAGACUCCCACUGACCAGAUGUCGUCCAAGCCUGCGAACUUUGCGCGUAUGCCGAGCAAUACUCCCGAUUGCUCCACUGCACUCAAAGCAUGGACCCGGUUCAAGUUCGUCCGCGCCGGCUGGUUCACCGCCCAAGAAGGCAUCGAUUACAUCCUCUACUUCUACAAGCAUUUGGCUCCGCUCACGCCUGUUGCGCUUCCGGACUUUCGGCAGCCUUCGACACACAAGAAGAUGCUGGAAGAAGAGCCGAUGCUGACUGUAUCCAUGCUUACGAUUGCCUCACGUCAUAUGAAGCUCGAUGGACCGGGAUCGAACAGCCGACCAUAUGCGAUUCAUCAAAAGCUCUGGGCAUACCUAUCGGGCAUGAUCGAUCGGGUCGUUUGGGGCCAGGAGCAGUUUGGCGGAGGAUUCUGUGGUGCAGGUGCUCAGCCAGGAUGCGAUGUUCAUCCUCUUACUCGCAAAGGCUUGCGCACGCUUGGUUCGGUGGAAUCGCUUGUCCUCCUGACAGAAUGGCACCCAAGGGCCAUGCACUUCCCGCCCGAGGAAGACGAUGACGACCUCAUGAUGCCUGAUCAAUCUUAUGUCUUGCCAGACAUGACGGGACAAGACGGUGCUAAGGGCAUCGGUGGUCACCGCAUGGACGCAUGGCUUGAGCCUUGCUGGCGAAGCGAUCGUAUGUGCUGGAUGCUCCUCGGCAUGGCCAUGUCUCUGGCGAUGGAGAUUGGUGUCUUUGAUUCUAGCGAAUGGCAACGGCAUGCUCCCUCGACCGAUGGACAACCUUUGUCGGCUGCAGAUCUGACCUCGUACGACAAGCGGCGCUGCAAUGUUCGGGAUCUGUUGCUUGUCUAUGUGACUCAGACUAGUGGUCGAUUGGGUCUGACAUCAAUGCUUCCCAGCUACUACAGCAAGCCUGACGACAGUGAGCGCCACAAGCGCAAUGGCCAGCAGGACAGUGUUCAGGAGGUCACCCUUCACUUCUGGCUUCGAAUGGCGUCGCUGAUGCGAGAGGGCAACAACAAGAUCUUUGCCAAUAAGACCUUUACCCGCGAUCUCAUUCGCAACGGCAACUACAAAGCUGCGCUCGCACAGCUUCAGCCACCGCUCGAGGAGUGGCGUCGGGACUUUGACAGCUGCCAGUCGAUGCCCAAGUACAUGCGCGCCAUCCUCGGAAUUGAGUACGAGUACUGCCGGGUCUACCUCAACGCAUUGGCGUUGCAGGCCGUGGCAGAGCGAUGUGCCAACGAUCAUCCAUCACCAGUUCAAGUCGUCGAUCCUCCGCUCGAGAUGGCUCGCGCAGCCAUCGCCAGCAGUGGUGAUGGUCGGCCAGAUGUUGCCAUUACUCCCUCGACGCUUUCAAAAUGGCUUGGAGGAGAUCGCCACUACUUUGUCACGGUCGGUGACGCUGCCCGCAACCUUCUCAAAAUCGUCGUGGAGGACCUGUACCCAGACGGCUUUCUACGACAUGCGCCUGUCCGUACAUACUUCCGCAUCAUCAGCGUCGCCAUCAUGCUGCUGAAGUCAUUCUCCCUCGGAGCGACGGAAAGCGAUGUGACUGACUCGCUAACCCUCAUGGAUCGUACAGUCGAAGCACUGAGAACCUGCAUCGUGGAUGAUGUCCACGUAGCCAGUCGCUUUGCAGACCUUCUCGACACUCUCGCUCGCAAUCUCAAGCCACGCUUGAUCCGAAUCGCAGCUGAUGGACGUGCCGGCCGAAGUCGUAGAGUCAGUCACGCCGGCUUGACAGCUCAACACGCACAGAAUGGAUAUGGGCCAAACGGCAGACAGCACGAACAACAACAGCAAGCGCAAGCUGGAGCAACUUCAGGCUCCACGCCGAAUGCUUCUCAGCAAUGGGGCGCUUACAACAACAUGAUGCUUCCGAAUGGCACGCCCGGCAACAAUGCCCUAUUCGGCAUCUCCAACGACACAUACGAUCUCAUGGGUAACGACAACUCGUACACCGUCAUGCCCCCACCCGGAUUCGGCACGCAUUCGCCGAACAACAUCAUGUCGUCGGGUCCAGGCUCCGGCAACUACGAUCCAUACUCCACUUCAAGCAAUUUCGGCGAGCAGGACUGGCUUGCAUUGCCGCUGGAUCCCUUGCUAAAUAUGUCGGGUGACGUGGAGCAGACGAUGUAUGGCCCACAGCUGGGCGGGCAGGACAUGCUGGAGUUGUUGCUCAAUUCGAAUACGACCCAUGGCUUUCACUAG
Molecule: messenger RNA, 3179 nt
Organism: Zymoseptoria tritici IPO323
Lineage: Eukaryota; Fungi; Ascomycota; Dothideomycetes; Mycosphaerellales; Mycosphaerellaceae
Exons: 2
Coding region: 228-3179 (983 amino acids)
Biological process (GO): aromatic amino acid catabolic process; positive regulation of transcription by RNA polymerase II
Cellular component (GO): nucleus
Molecular function (GO): zinc ion binding; DNA-binding transcription factor activity, RNA polymerase II-specific
Source: RefSeq, a predicted model, not a curated record